UGUUGGAAUGGCUGAAAAUUCUGGCUUGUCUGCACCGGUACAUUUUGACUCGGCAUGAUCGACGACAUCAAUGUUUAUCUCGAGUGCGACCUGGAGCACGAAGCAUCAAAUAAGAAAUGCAGUCUGAGGAAAUUCAAGGAGCUCAGAAUUAUUUAUUUUGAUAAAGAUAUAGAUAUACUUAUUAAAAAAUGAUUGUCAAAGGAUCAAAAAUUUAUCCAUACAUAACGGAUCGGAAACACUUGAUGCGCACUUUCGCGUCAGCUGGUUGCAAACAUGUUCAUGCGUUGAGUUUAGUGAAACUACGCGCGAAGUCGUAGACGGUCUCCAGCCAUCGUCGAGCACCGUGGACUGGUUACUUGCGUCCAACUCGUCGUGACGAGUGCGUCGAUUUGAGGAGGUUAACUGAUAAACGACACCUUAUCAUGAGCGAUUUGACACGCGUCCCGUUUCCAUAACCCUUCAGAGAUAGUCAAGAAUCUCGUGUGACUCGGUCGUCGAUUGAAGUUAACGUCGUUGUAUUCGUGUGGUGGCCGUCAUUUCAGAAGGAAAGUCCAAAGCAACGUGGAUCCAUAAGUAUUUUUGCCGUAUAUGGUAUCAUAUCCAGUCUUGUAAGCUGAAUCAUCGACGUCGAACGAGUGAAUUCACGAAAAGAUAUUGAAGAUUAUUUGUUACACGUGCUUCAAGAUUUCCUUAUCAGUGACGUUAUUCGAAGAAAGUUAUCAAAUCGUUCUAAUUUCAUAGAGAUAGCUAAGGCAGUUAUAACGAAUCGUUUCGACAUCGGUGUUACACUCUCUCUUGUUAGUUCUACAAUAAGCGUGACGAAAACGGCUUGCCGCCAUUAUCGUUCACUUCGCCAGGCACAACGUUUGAACUUCAAACGAAGUUCGAUAACAAUUGGCCGCGAUCUGGUAGCGAUAUUCCAUGACUAUGAAGUCCCAUGAGGUCUGGGAGCGAAGCAGCAACUUCAUCGAGCACGAACUGCUUCCGGAAAUGGUGCACGAUCGUUGUUUCUGUGAGCCGGAUUCCAGAGAAUUCGUCGAGUUCGACUCAGCCACUAUUCGUCUGGACGAGCUAAGUCGAAGUAGCGAGAUUUAUCGCGUCACAGUGGUGGUCAGGUUUUCCGGCGAGUCACGCAGCUUCCCCCUGUUGCUGAAAUUGCUACCUAAAGAAGGGAGUGAGCACGUGAGUCCAACGGCGUUUGGUGCGUUCCAGAAUGAGGAAAUGUUCUACUCGAAGAUGACACUUAAGUAUGGCACGGAUUUUAUUCCUAAAUGUUAUUUGUCUGAUCUGGGUCGUUAUGGAAGAUCAGUGAUUGUCUUGGAAGAUCUCGAGGAAGCUGGUUAUACGCAGGUGGGUAGUGAAUUGGACGAGGAUCAUUUGAAAUUGUGCGUGCAGGUUUUGGCCAAAUUUCACGCUAGGGGAUUGAGACUGAGAGCGACUGAGCCGCAGAUUUUCAGAGAAUUUGAGGCGAACCUGGUUGAAAUUGCACUUACCGAGGACGCUAUGCGGCACUACGAGAAGAGAUCGACUAGAUUGUUGGACAUCCUUGAAGUGAUGACAAACUAUGCAGACUUUGCAGAGGAGAUAAAACGCAAGAUAAACAAUAAUCUAAUGGAAAUGGUGAAAAGCAUUGCCACGGAGGUGAAUGAGGUUUCCACAAUAUGCCACGGUCAUUUUUCACACGAUAAUCUGCUGUUCAAAUACCAGAAUGGGAAACCGAUUGACGCGAAGGUGAUCGACUGGCAAACAAUGAGAUACUGUUCGCCGGCUGUCGAUCUGGGGCCCAUUCUACUGUAUAACGUGACGCAUGAAAAUGGGCCGUUGAAGGUGCAGGAAAUUUUGACGCUCUACAUCGACACCGUUCGAUCCGAAUACCCAGAGGUAUCCGAGAAACAUUUGAGAAAGGACAUAGUAGACAAGUUUCUCUUUGCCUGCAUCGUGUUGUCGUUCCUCGAUCAUAUCACAGAUGGUGAAGUUGCACGGGUUUUGUUACUGUUGAAACAACUGGAUGACUUCGAUUAAACGAAGUAUUCUGUUCUUUUAUCUUCACAUGAG
This is a messenger RNA of Eufriesea mexicana, 2055 nucleotides long. RefSeq lists its product as uncharacterized. NCBI's taxonomy places the organism in Eukaryota, Metazoa, Arthropoda, Insecta, Hymenoptera, Apidae. The coding region runs from base 922 to 2022 and encodes 366 amino acids. The transcript is spliced from 5 exons. The record is from RefSeq and is a predicted model, not a curated record.